GCGGUGGCGGAGGCUGGAGCAGCUGCGGAAUCCGCAGAGGGCUGAAACCAUGGCUGACAGCUACAACCCGGAUAGUGAGCCAACGACGCGCACACUACUGCGGCGCGUGCUGGAUACAGCGGACCCGCGCACCCCUCGGAGACGCCGGAGCGCUUGGAUGAGUGCCCAGAAAGCCACACCUGAAACACAUUCCUCCAACAGACAGAACAGUGGAACAAAAACAACUGUCAGGCGUUCCCAGAGAAUCAGGUCUGUUAGCAAAUCGGCUCAUGUUCAAGCCAGUAGGCAACUGGAGGAACAAACACCGCGGACUCUACUGACGAACAUUCUACUAACUGCCCCAGAGUCUUCUAUUGUGAUGCCAGAGCCAGGGGUGAAGCCACUACCAACACCUAAGGUGGCCCAGUCCUCAAGACGAGAAAGCAGUCGGGGCAGCCUGGAGUUGCAAUUUCAGGAGCUUGAACCCUCCAUAACCGUGGCUCCAAGUCGACUAGCACUGGGCAAAAGAAAACAGAGGCUGAGACUGUCAGUAUUUCAGCAGGAAGUAGAGCAGGAGCUUCCUCCCUCCCAUGAGCCUUGUGGGAAUGCUGAUGCCUCCUCCCUUACCAGUUCCCUCAACCUGACCUUCACUACACCUCUUCAGCCACAAUCAGUGCAGAGGCCUGGUUUGGCCCGUAGACCCCCUAACCGCCGAGCUGUAGAUGUGAAUGCAUUUUUGCAGGACAUUCAAGAUACUUCCUUGGCCUUAGCUGCUCCAGGUGACAAUCUCAGAACUCCUGUUGCUACCCUACCAACAGACAUGGUGUUAGAGGAUACUCAGCCCUUCUCCCACCCCUUGGUUGGUCCUUCCCCCAGUGCACCUCCUUCUCUUCCCUGCUCUUCUCACACUGGGGCUGAAGAUGUUGUGAGGCUUGUCAGGCAUGGGCCACAGUGCAGCAGUUCUGGAGUACAGAACAAGAAGGAUGGAGCAGUGCCUUUUCAGGAUGGAGUUCAUGAGGCAGAGGAAAAGAUGGAAGAAAGCUGGAGAGUGAACAAAGAGAAAGAAACAACAACACAAAGACCUGCUGGGAUGGAAGAGUCUGAGGUACACACAGAGCCCGAGCCAGAAGGAUCUUUAGGCACUAUGGACAUCUCUGGCAAGGCAGCAAGUCCAGAGUUGGCCUCCAGCAUCCCUGAGUUUCUUCAGGCCAGACAACUUCAUCAGCUACUUGAACAAGCCCCACCACCUAGCACUGCAGCUUUAUCUUCAGAGCCUCUGGAGCCUCAGCUGACCAGGCAUCCUCCCAAAGCCCGAACCCCUAGCUCCAGGUCCCGCCAAGAUCCCUACAAAAUAGGACUGAACCACUACAUGAAAUUCUUUACCUUCUAUGCAAAAAUGCCCAUGGAGAAGAAGGCUCUUGAGAUGGUAGAGAAAUGCCUGGACAAGUAUUUCCAGCACCUUUGUGAUGACCUGGAGGCAUAUGCUGCUCAUGCUGGCCGCAAGACUGUGGGACCAGAGGACCUAGAAUUGCUGAUGAGGAGGCAGGGCCUAGUCACCGACCAGGUCUCCCUGCAUGUCCUUGUGGAACGGCACCUGCCACUGGAAUACCGGCAGCUUCUUAUCCCUUGUGCAUUCAGUGGCAACUCUGUCUUCCCUGCCCAGUAGUGUCCAGACUGUGACACCUGCCCUGUCUCUACCUGGUACCCCUUGACUGCAUACUAUCCCAAGUCUCUUCCCUAAUGCCCUCCCCCCUCCCCCAUCAAUAAAGUGUUUCAAAUAAAA
Molecule: messenger RNA, 1762 nt
Organism: Erinaceus europaeus (western European hedgehog)
Lineage: Eukaryota; Metazoa; Chordata; Mammalia; Eulipotyphla; Erinaceidae
Gene: CENPT
Product: centromere protein T
Exons: 14
Coding region: 50-1645 (531 amino acids)
Biological process (GO): chromosome segregation; kinetochore assembly; mitotic cell cycle
Cellular component (GO): kinetochore
Molecular function (GO): protein heterodimerization activity; DNA binding
Source: RefSeq, a predicted model, not a curated record